Messenger RNA from Caenorhabditis angaria, 2352 nucleotides. Lineage: Eukaryota; Metazoa; Nematoda; Chromadorea; Rhabditida; Rhabditidae. The record is from the annotation of a GenBank genome assembly.
AUGGUUUUAUAUUACCUAUUGAUUGUGAUUUCAAUUCGCCUGAUCUAUUUUUUGAUUUUCUACGAAUUUCGAAAAAAAGAGAAAGAAGCUAUUGUAUUUCCAUUGUAUUCGAGUAUUUUUCUAGUGCUUCUUGGACAAGUUUUUAUGAUUCAUACUAUACCGUAUUUUAUGACAGGUUUUGUUACAAAAUACGAAUCGGAGAUGUGAGAAAUUCAAAUGCGCUCCAUCGAACAAAGCACUUUUGCGAUUUCCAGCGAAUUCUUCGUACUCGCCUUCGAAUCAUCUCACAUCAUCCUAAAUCUCUUCCUCCUUAUGAUCGCUCUUCAAAGAAUCGUAAUCAUGCUAAACAUCCAAUUCCUUUCCAAAUAUGUUCAGGGAAAACCCCUACAGUAUACUAUUACUAUGAUUCAUCUGAUUUUUAUCUCUGGAAUGAUUAAUUAUAAAUAUGAUCGCUGUGCGGAUGGUUUUUGUAAAGCAUAUCAUAUUAUAAUUGGAAAUGAGACAUGUGGAGCUGAAGUUGGGGCUGAUGUUGAGGCUAAAGUCCAAGCUUCAACUUCAAUGUUUGAAUAUGACUCAAGACCGUUCACUGAGAAAGUUGGAAGUUAUCUAAACCUUAUUAACCAAAUAACAAUAGGUGAUUAUAUUCUCCUGGGAAUCCAUCAAAUUAUCCCGCUCAUCUCGUUGUUUUUACAUUUGAUUUUGUUGGUCAGUAUAAAACUCAAUAAAAAUGUGAUGUCAGAAACGAGGAAAAUUGCCGAGUUGGCUAUUAUUUAUCAGAAUAUUCCGAUUUUUAUGGCAUCCACGGUGAGGAUAGAAUUUGACGUGGCAAAGUUGUCGAAUUUUGAAAUUUCCCGAUUUUUCUUAGUGUUAGAGACACUAGUUUUGAGUUCUGAUUUCACGAAAAAAAACUGUUUGAAAAUGUUUUUUUUAACAUUGAAAUUCACGAAAAGUCAAAAAAUGUCGAAAAAACAUUGUAGGUCAAAAUUAGUUUUCCAAGUUUUCAGCCAAAAAUGAUGACAAAUCGAGAUUUUUGAAGCUUCUGGAGUGAUUUGUGAUGAAAAUUGACCUUGGAAUUUUUCACUUUUCAGAAUUUUUGCUGAUUUUCCGUGCGAAUUCCCUAAAAAUUGAUAAAAUAGGGUUCUUGAAGCUUAUUUUCAUCAGAAAUUACUCCAGGAACUUGAAAAUUCUCGAUUUGUCAUCAUUUUUGGCUAAAAAACUCGAAAAAUUAAUUUUGACCGACAAUGUUUUAGGGCUGAUUUACGAACGAAAAAAUGUUCAAAAUUUUUUUUCAAACAUUGAGAGAUCAAUUCACAAGUCAAAAAAUGUCGAAAAAACAUUGUAGACCAAAAUUAGUUUUCCAAGUUUUUCAGCCAAAAAUGAUGCCAAAUCGAGAUUUUUGAAGCUUCUGGUGUGAUUUGUGAUGAAAAUUGACCUUGGAAUUCACUUUUCAGAAGGUUUUGCUGAUUUUUCGUAAAAUAAAAAAUUUCAAUAUUUACAAGGCGAAUUCCGUAAAAAUUGAUAAAAUUAGAAAAAAAUAAUUCUAGAAAAAUGUUGAAAAAGUUUUUUCUCAGAGAAACAGGCUGGAGAACCGGCGGAGAAAACGACAUGUCGGCGAACUCUCGGACAACCGGUGGACAAAAGUUUCGGCGAAAUAGUGUAGGUGAGACACUCCGCCGGUUGUCCGAGAGUUCGCCGACAUGUCGUUUUCUCCGCCGGUUCUCCAGCCUGUUUCUCUGAGUUUUACGUCGAAAGAUCAAUUCACGAAAAGUCAAAAAAUGCCGAAAAAACAUUGUAGACCAAAAUUAGUUUUCCAAGUUUUUCAGCCAAAAAUGAUGAAAAAUCGGGAUUUUUGAAGCUUCUGGAGUGAUUUGUGAUGAAAAUUGACCUUGGAAUUUUUCACUUUUCAGAAUUUUUGCUGAUUUUCCGUGCGAAUUCCGUAAAAAUUGAUAAAAUGAGAAAAAAUAGGGUUUUUGGCUGAAAAACUUGAAAAAUUAAUUUUGACCGACGACUUUUCGUGAAUUGAUUUUUCAACGUAAAAAAAAACACUUUUUUUCGUUCGUUCCUAGAAUUUUCGGAUUUUCCUCCCUUGAUCCAGAUACACAAAUUCAAAAAUCACAGCUCCAAACAUCUCUCAUCGCUUUUGCUCACUUCAAUCUUCCCGUAUUUUCCACCUACAAUCUCCAAUUCCUCUUGUGCAAUUUACGACCAGAAUGUGAUUUUGUUAUCCCACUCUCCUAUAUUUUUGGAUAUCACAAGCAUAUUCGAAAAGUUUUUCACUCAACAAAUCCAUCGGAAUUGGAACCAUCUGAUAUGGUUACUACAAAAAAUCCACCACAAAAUAAUUCGUCAUGA